GGAAAUGUCCAAAAGAAAAGAAUAAUAAUUCAUCUAACACAGCUCGGUCAAGCCCUUUACUCUCAAAUAGUUCCACAGUGAGUAGAACCCCAAGUCCUCAAGGAAAAGAGGGUCUAUCACAAGAGGAAAUAGAUAAGCGUAUUGCACGUGCCGAACGAUUUGGAUUACAACUAGAUUUAUCUCCUAAGCUACGAAACGUGAAUGGUAGCGCGAUUCUUGAACAUAAAAAAACAGCUGAAAUCAAAGAAUCGUCUCCGGAACCUAUAUUUGACUUUUUCAAGGUUAUAGAUGAAUAUAUAAGAACACAAUUUUUGGUUAAAAAAGCAAAAGAAUCUAGGCAAAAAAACAGUAGGCUAGUAGCGUGGGAUUUUUUUCACGAAGAUCUACAUCCUACUAUCUUUGGCUCGUUGUAUCAGGGUAAUAGGUGUAACAAGCGAGCUGACCUCAGUGAUGAGGAAGAGUAUGAUGAAGCGGGCGUUUUAUUGAGGAAGAAACAAAAAAAGGGCGAAGCAUCGUCCGUUUCUAGAUUUUUGGACGUGGAAGAAGAUGAUGUUCAUCAAUUUUUAUCAUCACGUCCGUCAUCACCUGCAUCCGGUAUCUUUGUGUCAACUAAUGUAAAUGAGACUUCUCCAUCCUUUACUCCACAGGUUCAGCAGUCAUUUUCCACUAUACACACACCUCCGUUAUUUAAUCAAUUUCAGUCAGAAAAAAAUCGUAAACCAUCGAUUCUUCAACGUUUAGGUAGAAAAGAUUCAAUUAGCCCUACCCCACCCAGUUCAGUCGAUAAGAAAAUGCUUGACCAAACAGACCUUUUAUCUUCUUCGAACGCAGAUGAUGAAUCCAUUUUUGGAAAUGACAAUAAAUCAUCGAAAUUCGUAGAGUCAGUAGUCACAGAGCAGACAAUUAACGUUAUACCUGAGGAAUCAAAAGAUGUGACAGAGUAUCUAUCGCUAAAUAUACAGGAUCCACAAUUGGACCCUCAUAACUGGGUAUUUGGCUCACCUCAUUUAACUUGUGCGGGGUCUGAACAUCGAGAGAAGGUUAAAAAACGAAAAGGUAGAAGCAAGAAACCACGACUUUUUGAUCGUAAAAAAGCCGAGAAUGAUAUAAAAAGAAAAGAACAUCAAGAUAUGAUUUCAGAAAAUCACGAUAUGAGGAUGAUUCUUGAUGACAACGACCGUAAAAAAGAAGCUUUGCGUACUCGUGAACUCAAUUCGAAAGAAAAAACACUUGACAAAAAAGAUGUUUGCGAUCACGAUGAAGCAAAUAAGUUGCAAGAUGAUCAUAUAAUUUCUAGAAAGAAAUCGUGUCAAAGUACACGUAUUGUUGAUCAUCAUAGCAACGAAUCUCUCGGUCGAGCAAAGAAAGAUUCGAAAUAUAAACAUUGCUUUCCUAAGGUUAUGGAGCUUGAAGAAAAAGAAAUUUAA
This is a messenger RNA of Acaulospora morrowiae, 1427 nucleotides long. The record is from the annotation of a GenBank genome assembly. Lineage: Eukaryota; Fungi; Glomeromycota; Glomeromycetes; Diversisporales; Acaulosporaceae.